Messenger RNA from Stylonychia lemnae, 1128 nucleotides. Lineage: Eukaryota; Ciliophora; Spirotrichea; Sporadotrichida; Oxytrichidae. The record is from the annotation of a GenBank genome assembly.
AUGAGAGUGAACAAAUUAGUACUUUUGGCAUUAUUAAGCCUGAUAGAGUUGAGCUAUCAAUUCAUUGUAUAUGAUGAGAGUCUAGCCUCAUGCUAGGCAUUUGCAUAAAUGUUUGACAAUACUUGUGAUCCUUAAGCCACUCCUACAACUCUUGGUUCAACAAUUUCUGAGAAAAAAACUUGCAAUUUUGUUUCCGAAAAUUUCCCAUAAGCUAAUCUUUACAGAAAAUUAUGUGCAACAUGCUCUUCAGAGAACGAUUAAGUUAUCAUAAGAAUACAAUCAAAUGGUUUGCCUAAUCAUUGUGUAUAUUGGGGAGAUGAUACUGGUGUGUCAGCCAAUAUCGAUUUUAAGGUAAAUUGGAACAAGAAAAUGAGUAUCAAUUCAACCAAUUACUCUCCUGCAACUUAAACAGACCUUGAUACUCUGAUUUGCAAAGCAAACUGGCCAUCAGUUUUACCUGAAUACUCAUAGUUUACUAAUAUGAUUAGUAGUUAGCCUGCUGAUCUCGAUGAAUUUGUUGGUAUUGCCUUGAAUGGUGUCCUUCUUAGUUCAGGUUUUAGUACUCUAAAUAUGAAUGUAGAUCCAAUAUUUCCUAUAGAGUAUGAUUAGGUGACUAAUAUAAAUGAUGCGAAAGAAAUGGGAGACACCUGUCUAACCAGUGUACAUAAUGGAAACAACUAUCAUCAUUAUCAUAUUAUUUCUCCAUGCAUUCUGGAUUCAGAUUUACAAGCUAAAAGCUAGUAAGUAGCAUGCUUUAUGGAUUCAGGUUGCUCUGACAAUCUUAUUUAGUAUUCUAAAGCCUAAAAACUUAAAACUUUAAUGCCUAUUGGAAUUGCAAAGGAUGGUCAUCCAAUAUACGGGCCUUAUAAUUCGCAAGGAAAGUUAUGGUAGCCUUGUGAUGUAGACAUAUGCAAUGGAGUAUUUUUAGGAGAUUAAUAUGCUUAUGUGGCAACUAUGUUCCAUCCUUACUUUAUUGGAUGUUGGGGUCCAGGAAAUAAGCCAAUGCUCUCUUAGAGUUGCUCUGCCAACCCAAGAAAGUGUUCUAAUUCUAAGUUAGGAAUAAGUCAUAGCUACAUCAUCAUGGUACUUACAGUGGGAUUUACUCUUAUAAAUUUAUUAAUUAAUUGA